AUGUCGUCUUUUGCGCUAACGUUAACUACUCCGUCGGUGGUGUCGGUGAGAAACACUAAACUCGGACGGAGUGUCAGUGAUUGCGGCCGGAAUUGGUCUGGACUUACUAAGUUGUCGGAGAAACCCAAGAGAAGUCGAGGUUAUGGUCUCUGCUGCAAGGCGGAGCUGUCGGAGCUAGCUCCAGCUGUCUCUGCUGGUUAUGGUGCGCUUCUUCUAGGAGGCGGUCUCUUCGCCUAUAGCAAAUCCGGAAGCAAAGGUUCUCUCUUUGGGGGUUUGUCUGGUUCUGUCCUUAUGGCAUCUGCCUACUUCCUUACUACAUCACCAGAGACAAGAGUCCUCGGCGAUACCAUAGGUCUCGGUUCUGCCUUCCUCUUCUCUUCCGUCUUCGGAUUUCGUUUAGCAUCUUCUCGGAAACCGGUCCCAGCCGGUCCACUACUCCUCCUUUCCAUUGGCAUGUUGGCCUUCUUUGUAAUGGCGUAUAUGCAUGAUAGUUUACCCGCUGUGUCCGUACCGGACCCAUUACCUCUACCUUAA
This is a messenger RNA of Thlaspi arvense, 534 nucleotides long. The record is from the annotation of a GenBank genome assembly. Lineage: Eukaryota; Viridiplantae; Streptophyta; Magnoliopsida; Brassicales; Brassicaceae.